AGUUUAGUGUUGUACUAGCGGUGUAAGCGGUUGGAUUAAAGCGACGGAAACAAAGUGCGAAGCGUUGUGGUACAAAUCGGGGUGGUUUUUGGAGUGACGUUAGAGAAGUUACGGACUGAAGUUCUAUAGUAAAGUUUUAGUAUCAACGUAGAUCGAAGAAUUUCAAAAAUGAUCGUCAGAAUGCUUGGAAUUGUGACAGUGUUCACAUCGCUCACACCCUCCCUGCUGGAGGCACGCCCAGAGCCACCCAUCGGCGGUGGAGGACCCGGUGGCCCAUAUCCUCCGUCACGUCCAGAGCCACCCAGCGGUGGCUACAGUUAUGGACCACCUCCACUCCCAUCGGUAUCCGUCAACAGCUAUGGCUCAGCGACCUCCGAGUACGGUCCCCCAUCGCAGGCCCCCAUCAUCCACAAACACGUUUAUGUGCACGUUCCACCACCGGAGCAAGAAGUCCCAACCACCCGGAAACCAAUCUCCGUCCCACCUCCACAAAAACACUACAAGAUCGUGUUCAUCAAGGCUCCAUCGCCACCCUCGCAAGCCCCACCAGUGAUCCCACCACUACCUCAAAACGAAGAGAAGACCCUGGUCUACGUGCUCGUCAAAAAGCAGGAAGAACAGCCGGAAAUUGUCAUCCCCACACCGGCACCAACGCCCCCAUCCAAGCCGGAAGUGUACUUCAUCCGCUAUAAAACGCAGAAACAGGAUGGGAACGCCGGAGGUCCAUAUCCGGAGAGCGGUGCUCCCAGCGGAGGCAUCGGCCCUAUCCCGUCUAUCAGCGGAGAGUACGGAGCGCCGCCGAGUCAAACUCCCAGCAACAGCUACGGCGUACCGCUAUAGGUCGGUCCUGUCCGAGUAUAUCUACCACAAAUUUCUCAAACUGUUCAGUUUGACGGCUGCUGCGGCGGUCACUGUCUGAGUAUGUUAGUGCUUUUAGGUUUAGUGUUAUCUAGUUCGCGCAAUCGUUACGUACCGUACUGUCCUGUAAGGUGAUAACUGGUGCAAUAAAAGGCCAGGCGUUAGUUACUUUGUU
Molecule: messenger RNA, 1033 nt
Organism: Aedes aegypti (yellow fever mosquito)
Lineage: Eukaryota; Metazoa; Arthropoda; Insecta; Diptera; Culicidae
Product: vegetative cell wall protein gp1
Exons: 4
Coding region: 169-840 (223 amino acids)
Source: RefSeq, a predicted model, not a curated record